AUAUAGUCUCACCCCCCAAACCCUAACCUAUUUACUUCUCUCCUCUUCCUCCACGUUUGAUUUCUCACAUCUCCUCCUUCAGAGGCGAACUCCUCCGUCUUUCUAGAUUCUCAUCUCGAUCUCUCUCGGAUUCUUGUUCCAAUUUCUCGUAUUGGAGCAAUUUCGAUGGAUCGUCAUGUUCAGGAUUCGUCGGGUGCCAUGAAGACCUCCAAUUCUUACCAUAUGAAUACCUCAUCGGCGGCGUUGCCGUUGUCGCAAUCGGCAUGGCUCGAGGUUCGUUUGUUCUACGUCCGCGUCUCGCCCUGCGUCGUUGACAACGUCCCGGACCACCUCACUCUCCGUCACCCUCGCCGCGAGAUCGGAGCCUCCCUCGACGUCAACGGGGUCCGUGUUCCCGCCUCCCAGACGGCGUCGCUCGUCCUCCGGCGUGACCGGCUCGACCGGGAAUCCUCGGAGGUCACGUACGUCAGCACCGAGACCGUUCGUGUCACCGGGUGCGUGGAUUUCGAGGUUUACGACAACGGUGAUAUGAUCCUGUGUGGGAACCUCGACAGAAUCGAUGGCGCGUGGAGCAACGGUACCGUGAGCGACCCGAAGACUGGGUGGGGAAUGGAUUGCUACAUGGCAAUGGGUAACGGGUCGGGUCCGUGUUCGACGGCGUUUUUGCAGCCGAAGUUAGGCGUAUCGUCUCCUUUGGUGGAGGUUUAUAUAGCGGGGUGCUGUGGCGGCGUGCCGGUUAUAUUGACUAAGACAAUUCAGGUGAGCCCGAGGAGGAAGGUGGCAAGACAUGUGACCCUCGACGCUAUCCCGGAGGACGAGGAGGUCGGAAAGGAUCGAGACAUUGUUGGUGUUGGCGUUACCCGUAAUGGAUUGCUCCGACAACGGAAGAAUGUGGAAUCAGAAGAGGAUGAAUACGAGUGUGAAAUGAAAAGGUACUACAGUGAGGAGAUGUACAUGAUGGAGGAGGAUGGGCAGCUGUCAUGGUUCAAUUCAGGCGUAAGAGUGGGAGUGGGGAUAGGACUUGGAAUGUGCAUUGGAGUUGGGAUAGGAGUCGGGCUGCUGAUGCGUUCAUAUCAAGCGACAACCCGCAAUCUCCGCAGGAGAUUUCUGUGAAUGGAGAUCGGAUGCAAAGGCAUCAUCUUCAAAGAUUUCUUGAGAUCAGUUAACAAGAAAGGGUGGCGACUACUGUAUGAGAGUUUUGGUGUAGUAGAUAGUUAAAUGAAAGAAUGUACAUAGCUUUGGGGGAACGGGUCCAUGUGAGUGUAAAAAUCGGCUUUUUGUUCAUAGAGCUCUAACAAGAGCGUGUUCCCACCGUUUGUGUUUUUGUUGAAUGAAGAGUUGUAGCUUUUGUAUAUAGCGAGAGAUUUGUGUUUUUGUUUUUGGCAUUAUAUAUAUAUGUAAAUCAGUUCAAUCA
This is a messenger RNA of Tarenaya hassleriana, 1414 nucleotides long. RefSeq lists its product as uncharacterized. The transcript has 2 exons. Lineage: Eukaryota; Viridiplantae; Streptophyta; Magnoliopsida; Brassicales; Cleomaceae. The record is from RefSeq and is a predicted model, not a curated record. Bases 166 to 1113 code for a protein of 315 amino acids.